Messenger RNA from Apodemus sylvaticus (European woodmouse), 13125 nucleotides. RefSeq names its product mucin 5B, oligomeric mucus/gel-forming (gene Muc5b). Gene Ontology annotation, molecular function: protein binding. Lineage: Eukaryota; Metazoa; Chordata; Mammalia; Rodentia; Muridae. Bases 1 to 13125 code for a protein of 4374 amino acids. The record is from RefSeq and is a predicted model, not a curated record. The transcript is spliced from 52 exons. Gene Ontology annotation, cellular component: extracellular matrix.
AUGGGCAGCAGGACCUGGAGCUGGGCUCUGGUCUCGGCCUCUGUGGCCUUGCUUAUGAUGUGGCCAGCAGAGAGCCAGGGCCAGGAAAAGCUGAGCUCAGAACAUCGAGGAGGCACCGGAGACGGUCAGAAAGUGUAUAGUGCCCCCACAUCCUCAUCCAUGAGGCACGUCACCUUCAUCCCACCUAUCACCGUCUUCCCCAGCAUGAGCGCCUUAAACCUGGCACACAAUGGGAGAGUGUGCAGCACGUGGGGUGACUUCCAUUAUAAGACCUUCGACGGGGACAUGUUCCGCUUCCCUGGCCUCUGUAACUAUGUCUUCUCUUCACACUGUGGGUCCACCUACGAGGACUUCAACAUCCAACUGCGUCGUGGUCUUGAGGGUUCCAGGCCCACGGUCACCUAUGUGUUCCUCAGGGCCCAGGGGCUGGUGAUUGAGCUGUCCAAUGGCUCCGUCCUGGUGAACGGACAUCGGGAGGAGCUGCCCUACAGCCGUGCAGGUCUUCUGAUGGAGAAGAGCAGUGGCUAUGUGAAGAUCAGCAUCCGGCUCGUCCUCACCUUCCUGUGGAAUGAAGAAGACAGUGCCCUGCUGGAGCUGGACUCCAAAUACACCAACCAGACGUGUGGGCUGUGUGGUGACUUCAACGGGCUCCCAGCUGUCAAUGAGUUCUACGCCCACAACACCAGGCUGACCCCUGUGCAGUUUGGAAACCUGCAGAAGCUGGAUGGUCCCACAGAGCAGUGCCAGGAUGUCCUACCCUCAGCUGUCAACAACUGCACAGAUAGGGAGAACAUCUGCCGUCACAUCCUGCUUGGCCCUGCCUUUGCCGAAUGCAUCACCCUGGUAGAUGUCAACAUGUACUUGGAAGCCUGUGUCCAGGACCUGUGCCGCUGCCCCACCUGCCCAUGUGCCACUUUCGCUGAGUAUUCCCGCCAGUGUGCCCAUGCAGGGGGCCAACCACAGAACUGGAGGCGUCCUGAUCUCUGCAACUGGACAUGCCCUUUCAACAUGGAGUACCGAGAGUGCAGCUCACCCUGUGUGGAUACCUGCUCCAACCCCCAGCGCUCUCAACUCUGCGAGGACCACUGCAUGGAUGGCUGCUUCUGUCCUCCAGGAACUGUGCUGGAUGAUGUCAGACAUUUGGGCUGCCUGCCCCUGGAGCAGUGCCACUGUACCCAUGGUGGCCACAUUUAUGCCCCUGGAGAGUCAUUCAACACCAGCUGUAGGUCUUGCACCUGCUUCGGGGGACUGUGGCAGUGCCAGGACCUACCAUGCCCCGGCACCUGCUCUGUGCAAGGCGGGUCCCACAUCGUCACCUUCGAUGAGAAACUCUACAAUGUGCAUGGAGACUGCAGCUACAUCCUGACCAAGAAAUGUGCAGAUAGUAGCUUCACUGUGCUGGUUGAUCUUCGGAAGUGUGGAAUGACGGACACCGAGAACUGCCUCAAAGCAGUGACACUAAGCCUCAACAGUGGGGACAUGGUCAUCCGGAUCCAGCCCAACAGCGCUGUGUUCCUGAACUCCAUCUUUACUCAACUGCCCUUGUCAGCAGGCAACAUCACCAUCUUCAAGCCCUCAUCCUUCUUCAUCAUAGUACAGGCAGGCAUGGGGCUGCAGCUUCAAGUGCAGCUGGUGCCCCUCAUGCAGGUGUUUGUCAGGAUGGACCGCUCCUACCAAGGCCAGCUGUGUGGCCUGUGUGGAAACUUCAACCAGAACCAGGCCGAUGACUUCACAGCCCUCAGUGGGGUGGUGGAGGGCACAGGAGCAGCCUUUUCUAACACCUGGAAGACUCAAGCCUCCUGCCCCAACUCCAAGAACACCUAUGAGGACCCCUGCUCAUACAGUGUGGAGAACGAGAACUUCGCCAGGAAGUGGUGCUCGAUGCUCACUGAAAGCUCAGGAGUUUUCUCGGCCUGCCACGCCACUGUGAGCCCAGUGCCCUUCUACUCGAACUGCUUGUUUGACACCUGCAACUGUGAAAACAGUGAGGACUGCAUGUGUGCGGCCCUGUCCUCCUAUGUAUUUGCCUGCGCUGCCAAAGGCGUGCUGCUCAGUGGCUGGAGGGGCGAAAUCUGCCACCAGUAUACAAACAACUGCCCCCAAACCAAGGGCUACUUCUAUUCAGUGAGCACUUGCCAGCCUACCUGCCGCUCUCUGAGUGAGGCGGACAUUACCUGCAGCAUCCCCUUUGUGCCUGUGGAUGGCUGCACCUGCCCGGAAGGCACCUUCCUGAAUGACAAGGACCACUGUGUGCCAGUGGAGGAGUGCCCUUGCUACUUCCAUGGAAUUGUGGUGGCUCCCGGAGAGGUUGUUAUGGACAAUGGUGUGGUAUGCUCGUGUACAAAUGGGAAGUUGACCUGCCUGGGAGCCCUGAUGCAGAAGAGCACAGAGUGCCAGGCGCCUAUGGUAUUCCUGGAUUGUAACAAUGCCUCAGUGGGUGAGCACGGGGUUGAAUGCCUCAGAAGCUGCCACAUGCUGGAUGUGGAUUGUUUCAGCACACGAUGUGUCUCGGGCUGCGUGUGUCCCUCAGGCCUGGUAGCAGAUGGGAAUGGGGGCUGUGUUGCUGAGGAGGACUGCCCCUGCGUACACAAUGAGGCCACAUAUAGACCUGGGGAGGUCAUCCGGGUAGACUGCAAUAACUGCACCUGCAGGAGGCGCCGGUGGGAAUGCACCGACCAGCCCUGCAUGGGUGCCUGUGUGGCCUACGGGGAUGGCCACUUUGUUACCUUUGAUGGUGGACGCUAUGUCUUUGAAGGCAGCUGCGAGUAUACUUUGGCUCAGGACUACUGCAGAGGCAACACCAGUACUGAUGGGACCUUCCGUAUUGUCACUGAGAAUGUCCCUUGUGGGACCACAGGAACCACUUGCUCCAAGGCCAUCAAGAUCUUUGUGGAGAGCUACGAGCUGAUCCUUCACGAGGGGAACUUUAAGGUGGUAGAGCGAGGGCCAAGUGGGGACCCUCCAUACAAGAUCAGAUACAUGGGCAUCUUCCUGGUCAUCGAGAUCCGCAGUGGGAUAGUUGUAUCCUGGGACAGGAAGACCAGUGUGUUUGUCCGGCUGCAGCAGCAUUACAAGGCAAGUGUCUGUGGCCUAUGUGGGAACUUUGACGACAAUGCCAUCAAUGACUUCACCACACGCAGCCAGUCUGUGGUGGGUGAUGUACUGGAGUUUGGAAACAGCUGGAAGGUCUCCCCAUCCUGCCCAGAUGCCCCAGCUCCCAAGGACCCCUGCAUUGCAAACCCUUACCGCAAGUCCUGGGCCCAGAAAAAAUGCAGCAUCAUCAACAGUGCAACGUUCGCUGCCUGCCACUCUCAGGUUGACUCUACAAAAUACUAUGAAGCCUGUGUGCAUGAUGUAUGUGCCUGUGACUCAGGGGGUGACUGCGAAUGCUUCUGCACUGCUGUGGCUGCCUAUGCCCAGGCCUGCCGUGAUGUGGGUGUGUGCUUGUCCUGGAGGACACCAGACAUCUGCCCUCUUUUCUGUGACUACUACAACCCUCAUGGGGAAUGUGAGUGGCAUUAUCAGCCCUGUGGAGCCCCCUGUCUGAAGACCUGUCGGAACCCAGCUGGACACUGCCUCGUUGACCUGCCAGGACUGGAAGGCUGCUACCCACAGUGCCCGCCCAGCCAGCCCUUCUUCAACGAGGACCAGAUGAAGUGUGUGGCCCAGUGUGGCUGCUACGAUGACGAGGGAAACUACCAUGACAUUGGCACACAGGUCCCUACAGCUGAGAAUUGCCAGAGUUGUCUCUGCACCCCUGGUGGCCUCCAGUGUGUUUACAACCUUACAGCCUGCACAUGCACCUAUGAGGGCCACACCUACAACUACGAUGAUGUUGUCUACAACACCACGGAUGGUCUCGGCGCCUGCUUAGUAGCCAUCUGCAAAGACAAUGGGACUAUAACACGCACAACUGAAGUGUGCCAUGAAGUCCCGUCUACCACACCAUUCACAUUCACCACCACCCUGGCACCCCUUGCUACAAACGGCUCCACUCCCACUGUGUCUACUGUGUGUGUCCAUGAGGUCUGCCACUGGUCCAUUUGGUAUGACGAGAGCCAUCCAGAGGCUGGCAUGUCAAGUGGUGACUUUGAAACAUUUGAGAACCUGAGGAAGAAAGGGUACCAGGUGUGUCAAACCCCCAUUGGUAUCGAAUGCCGUGCAGUGAAGUUCCCCAGCGUGGACUUAGAGGAGCUGGGUCAGAAGGUCAGCUGUGACCCAUCCUCUGGGCUGACAUGCUUCAAUGGUGAACAGAGUCCCCCACUGUGCCACAACUAUGAGCUGAGGGUUCUGUGUUGUGAUUAUGUGCCCUGUGGCUCCUCUCUGACCUUGGGUGUAAGUACCACUCACUCCCAGCCUGACAUCAGUAAAAGACCCUCUUUGCCUACACUUACCACUCACAUAGUAUCAUCAGAAUCACAGUCCUGGACCAGAGAACAGAAGGAGACAUCACUGGAUAAAUUUCACAGCUCAAGGCAAACGGUGCCAUUUACCUCAAAUAGCAGAGUGACUUCACCCCCUAUGCUGUCUAGAAACUCAGUCAGCAGCCUCCCCCUGUCCAACCCUACCUGGACUACAGGAGUUAAAGAGACCAAUGAGAACACAAUGCUUAGCUCCCGGACAACAGCAGCAUUCACUUCACAAACCAGGUCUACUUCAAGGCCCAGCACAGUCACACAGUCAGUCAGCAGCCCUGAGUCCUCCUCCACAACCUGCCAACCCCAAUGUCAGUGGACAGGGUGGAUUGAUAUAGAUUACCCUUCGUCUCACAUCGAUGGAGGAGACUUAGAGACAUAUGACAACAUCAGGGCCAAUGGAGAGAAAAUCUGUGAGAAGCCUCAGGACAUCAUGUGUAUGGCCCAGAACUACCCCGGAGUGAGCGUGGACAAAUUGCAACAGAACGUGACGUGUGACCUCAGCUUUGGUCUGGUGUGCUACAACAAGGACCAGGGAGGCACUUUCCCGAUGUGCUACAACUACAUGAUCAGGGUGCUCUGUUGUAGUGUUAGCCACUGCCAGGGACCUACCACCACUGCAGAGUCGGCCCCAGUGACGGGAACUGCCACCUCCACCACCCAGACCCUGUCCUCCAAGCCUAUUCCCAACACUAGUUCAAUUGAGACCUGGUCUGUGUCAGGCUUCACCACCAGUGUAGAUGCUUCAGAAAUGCCCCCCCUUGGGACCCUAACUACAAGUGUGUCAUUCCCACCCACCACUCCUCUCACGGUCACCUCAGUGAGCACUCAGCAUCCCAAGAGUCUAGAAUCCUCUGGCAUCCCAUCAGUGGUGACUACUAGGUCCACCUCUCAAGGACACUCCCUGCUUCCCAGAAGUCCCCACACUACCAAUACAUUCUCAGCAACAACCUCAAGGACUUCCCUGUCCAGCAUGACAACCACCUCUACCUCCCUGACCACUCCCGGACCGUCCAAUACUCCUCCCAGAAGCACGACCACAAACCCAGCCAUAGCUGCCUCCAUGACCAGAGCAGUUACUGAGACCCUGUCCUCAAGGCCACAUACCAAGACCACCUCAGAGCUCCCUGGAGUUCCCUCAGCCAGAUCCACAGCAGGACCCAGCACACAGUCCACUUCAAGGCCCAGCACUGUCACACAGCCAGUCAGCAGCCCUGAGACCUCUGCCACCACCUGCCAACCCCGAUGUCAGUGGACAAAGUGGAUUGAUAUAGAUUACCCUUCGUCUGACAUCGAUGGAGGAGACUUCGAGACAUAUGACAACAUCAGGGCCAAUGGAGAGAAAAUCUGUGAGAAGCCUCAGGACAUCAUAUGUAUGGCACAGAACUACCCCGGAGUGAACGUGUACGAGUUGGAACAGAAAGUGAAGUGUGACCUCAGCUUUGGUCUGGUGUGCUACAACAAGGACCAGGGAGGCGCUUUCCCGAUGUGCUACAACUACCUAAUCAAAGUGCUCUGUUGUAGUGUUAGCCACUGCCAGGGAACUGCCACUACUGCCACUUCUGGGACAGUUACACACACUUCCUGGCCUGUGUCCAACAUGCCUAUCAGCCCCAGCACCACAGAGUCAUUUUCUUCCCCUGGAGAAACCACAGCCACAACCAGAGAGACGGAGACCUCUUCCUUGCUAACCACUGGUCUCUCCUCAGUCCUGACAACCACAGAGACCACAGGCUGUAAAUCUCAAUGCACGUGGACGGACUGGCUGGACAGUGACAAACCCCAACCUGGCCAGUUUGGAGGAGACAUUGAGACCUACUAUCAUAUUCAAAACAAGACAGGUAUCGAGAUAUGCAAGAAACCCGUGGACAUCGAGUGUGAGGCUGUCCUCUUCCCCAGCAUGUCUUUCCAGCAGCUGGGCCAGGAGGUGGUUUGUAAUGUGGACUUUGGACUCAUCUGUAGGAACAGCAAGCAGGAUGACAACCAAACCUGUUUCAACUACCAUAUCCGCGUCCUCUGCUGUGAGGAAGAUGCCAACUGUAUCAGGACAACUGGACCAUUGUCUACCACCUCCACAUCAGCACCUGGAUCUCCCAGCACAGUCUCCAUGUCCACGAGCAAGUGGCCAUCAGAAGAGCCAAAACCCUCAACUUCAUUUACAACUCAAAGUAGAUCCUCUACUCCUCAGACAGAGAAGAUAACCUCCAUGACCACAGCUAGGACUACUCGGAGUUUCCCUGUCUUGAGUCUCUCUGCCCUUCCAGCUUCUCCCACAAGCCUUCUCCAAACCUCAAAAGAGCCACACUCAGGUAAACCAAGCACAAGUCCAUGGACAGCCUCCUCCAAUGUUCUGAGCACUGCCAUGCCAACCACCUCCACUGGCAAACAGCUCUCUAGAACAAAAACCACGUUGUGGACUAGCCUCCCUUCGAGCAUUUCAACCAUAGGCACCAGAUCUAUCCAUCCCAUUUCUACCACAAUGACAACGAAGAACCCUCAAACACUGAUCACCAAUGACAUUUCCAAAAGCAGAUCUACGUUGCCUAGUAGGCCCCAUAUCACAACAUCUUCAGCCACAGCAAAAACUGGGGGUGUGGUCAGCAAGUCACACUUCUCUACCUCCCUGACCACUUCCGGACCCUCCAAUACUCCUCCCAGAAGCACGACCACAAACCCAGCCAUAGCUGCCUCCAUGACCAGAGCAGUUACUGAGACCCUGUCCUCAAGGCCACAUACCAAGACCACCUCAGAGCUCCCUGGAGUUCCCUCAGCCAGAUCCACAGCAGGACCCAGCACACAGUCCACUUCAAGGCCCAGCACUGUCACACAGCCAGUCAGCAGCCCUGAGACCUCUGCCACCACCUGCCAACCCCGAUGUCAGUGGACAAAGUGGAUUGAUGUAGAUUACCCUUCAUCUGACAUCGGUGGAGGAGACUUCGAGACAUAUGACAACAUCAGGGCCAAUGGAGAGAAAAUCUGUGAGAAGCCUCAGGACAUCAUGUGUAUGGCCCAGAACUACCCUGGAGAGGGUGUAGACAAAUUGCAACAGAAAGUGAAGUGUGAUCUCAGCUUUGGUCUGGUGUGCUACAACAAGGACCAGGGAGGCGCUUUCCCGAUGUGCUACAACUACCUAAUCAAGGUGCUCUGUUGUAGUGUUAGCCACUGCCAGGGACCUACCACCACGCCAGAGUUGGCCCCAGUGACGGGAACUGCCACCACUGCACGGUCGGCCCCAGUGACAGGAACUACUACCACUGCAGAGUCGGCCCCAGUGACAGUAACUGCCACCACUGCAGGGUCGGUCCCAGUGAUGGGAACUACUACCACUGCAUGUGACGGGAACUGCCACCACUGCAGGGUCAGCCCCAGUGACGGGAACUUCCAGCACUACAGGGUCAGCCCCAGUGACAGGAACUGCCACCACUGCAGGGUCAGCCCCAGUGACAGGAACUGCCACCACUGCAGGGUCAGCCCCAGUGACAGGAACUGCCACCACUACAGGGUCGGCCCCAGUGACGGGAACUGCCACUACUGCAGGGUCAGCCCCAGUGACAGAAACUACCACCACUACACAGUCGGCCCCAGUGACGGGAACUACUACCACUACAGGGUCAGCCCCAGUGACGGGAACUGCUACCACUGCAUGGUCGGCCCCAGUGACGGGAACUGCCACCACUGCAGGGUCAGUCCCAGUGACGGGAACUACUACCACUACAGGGUCAGCCCCAGUGACGGGAACUGCCACCACUGCAUGGUCGGCCCCAGUGACGGGAACUGCCACCACUGCAGGGUCAGCCCCAGUGACAGGAACUACUACCACUACAGGGUCAGUCCCAGUGACGGGAACUGCCACCACUACAUGGUCAACCCCAGUGACGGGAACUACUACCACUACAGGGUCAGCCCCAGUGACAGGAACUGCCACCACUGCAGGGUCAGCCCCAGUGACGGAAACUACCACCACUACACAGUCGGCCCCAGUGACGGGAACUACUACCACUACAGGGUCAGCCCCAGUGACGGGAACUGCUACCACUGCAUGGUCGGCCCCAGUGACGGGAACUGCCACCACUGCAGGGUCAGUCCCAGUGACGGGAACUACUACCACUACAGGGUCAGCCCCAGUGACGGGAACUGCCACCACUGCAGGGUCAGCCCCAGUGACAGGAACUACUACUACUACAGGGUCAGUCCCAGUGACGGGAACUGCCACCACUACAUGGUCGACCCCAGUGACGGGAACUACUACCACUACAGGGUCAGCCCCAGUGACAGGAACUGCCACCACUGCAGGGUCAGCCCCAGUGACGGGAACUGCCACCACUACAGGGUCAGCCCCAGUGACGGGAACUGCCACCACUACAUGGUCGACCCCAGUGACGGGAACUACUACCACUACAGGGUCAGCCCCAGUGACAGGAACUGCCACCACUGCAGGGUCAGCCCCAGUGACGGGAACUGCCACCACUGCAGGGUCAGCCCCAGUGACGGGAACUGCCACCACUACAGGGUCAGCCCCAGUGACGGGAACUGCCACCACUACAUGGUCGACCCCAGUGACGGGAACUACUACCACUACAGGGUCAGCCCCAGUGACAGGAACUGCCACCACUGCAGGGUCAGCCCCAGUGACGGGAACUGCCACCACUGCAGGGUCAGCCCCAGUGACGGGAACUGCCACCACUACAGAGUUUGCCCCAGGUCAGCCUCAGUGACAGGAACUGCCACCACUGCAGGGUCGGCCCCAGUAACGGAAUCAGCAACUACUGCCAUUCAGACCCUGAGCCCUAAGCCUCUUCCCAACACUAUGACAAGUCCUCACUCGGCCUCCACCACAGUAGCAACAAGUAUCUCAAAAGAAACCAGCAGCCCAGGAAGAGUCUCCUCAAUCCACACAACACCCAAGAUCUUGCCCAAGACCUUACAGUCGACUCCUGGCUUGACGACACAACAAACCUCAUCAACUGGAAUCUGGACAAGUGUACUUCCGGGUACAGCUGGCACCAUCUCCUCCAAAUCUCCACCCACCAGCCUAGAGUUGACCACAGGCAUAAAAGACCCGUCUACCAGUAUACCAAUGACAUCCACCUUACCAGUAACCAUGACUAAUGCCACCACCCCCCAGGGCACAACAAACUGCCAGCCCAAGUGUAAGUGGACUGAAUGGUUUGAUGUAGACUCACCAACCUCAGGAGCAGUAAAAGGGGACAUGGAGACCUAUGAAAACAUCAGAGCCUCUGGGAAGAAGAUGUGCCAGGCACCAGAGAAAAUUGAGUGUCGGGCAGAGAACUACCCUGCAGUGAGCAUUGAUAAGAUUGGCCAAGUAGUAAGCUGCAACCUGGAGACGGGGCUGGUCUGCAAAAAUGAGGACCAGACAGAUGAUUUCAAAAUGUGCUUCAACUACAAUAUACGUGUGCUAUGCUGUGAUGACUACAGCCACUGCCCUAACACCCCGCACAGCACCACCAAGCCAUCCCUGCUCUCGUCUACCCAGACUCCCCUGGUCCCCUUUACAACCUCAGUGUCCUCCAGCACUGAGUCCACCUUUCAGACUAACCACCCCGCUAGCUCUUCAGGGCCAAGCACCCAAGCAUCUACAUGGACUACAUCUCCAGACACGGGCUGUGCACCUCGCUGCAAAUGGACAGAGUGGUUUGACGCAGACUUCCCUAACCCUGGCCCCAGAGGUGGGGACUUUGAGGUCUAUGCAGUGUUUCGUGAGGUUGGCUUUAUCUUCUGUGAUCAGCCCAAGGACAUCCAGUGCCGUUCAGAGAAGGAGCCAGACAGGCCUCUGGAAACUCUGGAGCAAGUGGUCCAGUGUGAUGUGCGAUUUGGGCUGAUAUGCAAAAAUAUCAACCAAUCGGGACCUUUGCAGUACUGUGACAACUACCACGUGCGCCUCCUCUGCUGUGACAACUAUAGCCACUGUACCACGCCACCUAUGACCACCACGUCCACUGUUCCUUCUUCCCCUCACCUGUCUUCUCACACUGCCCCGGCUUUGAAUACCAUGACUUCUUUCCCUGGCCUCUCUAGUUCCAACACGCCCCCCUCCUCUUCCCUGGUAUCUACUCACACCUCUGCAAUGGUGACCACCCAGACUUCACCUCUAACCACUGGCCCCACUGUGGCCCCCUCCACAACCUCAGGGACCCCUCAUACCCCCAAAGUUUCCCCCAGCAGCCAAGUGACCUUCAGUGUGUCUACUGCUUCUUCCUCCGUCUUCACUACCCCCAGGCCUACUUCCUUUUCCAGUCACACAUCUUCCCCAUCACCCUGUUUCUGUCAGGCGUUUGGACAGCUGUUCCUACCUGGGGAUAUCAUCUACAAUAAGACUGACGGGGCUGGCUGUCAAUUCUAUGCCAUCUGCAACCAGUAUUGUGAUGUAGACCGCUUCCAGGGUACCUGCCCCUCCUCUUCACCUCCGAUACCCUCUACCCCUGCACCUCUGUCUCCCCUGCUCCCUGGCUGUGACAAUGCCAUUCCUCCCCGGCAGGUGAAUGAGUCUUGGAUGCUGGAGAACUGCACGGUGGCCAGGUGCCAGGGCAACAAUCAAAUCAUUCUCCUAGAGCCGGAGCCCGUGGACAAUGUCACCUGUGUCAACAAGCACCUGCCCAUCAAAGUGUGGGACCAGGAGCCUUGCCACUUCCACUACGAGUGUGAAUGCUUCUGCAGUGGAUGGGGACACUCACACUACCUGACGUUUGAUGGUACCUCCUAUUCUUUCCUGGACAACUGUACCUCGGUGCUCAUGAGAGAGAUCAACCCUCGCCAUGGCAACCUGACCAUCCUCGCCCACAGCUACUACUGUGGGGCUACCACAGAUGUCACCUCCUGUCCCCGCGCCCUCAGUGUGUACUACAGCUCCAUGGAGAUUGUCCUCACCAUCACGACCACUAGCAGUGGGAAAGAAGAGAGCCUGAUUAUAUGGGACCAGAUGUGGAUACGGUCAGGCUUCAGUAAGAAUGGCGUGACCGUGUCCUUGAGUGGGGCCACCACAAUGAGUGUCAACAUUUCCACCAUUGGCACCAGCAUCACCUUUGAUGGGGACAUCUUCCAGAUAUGGCUGCCCUACAGAUAUUUCAGCAACAAUACUGAGGGCCAGUGUGGUACCUGCACAAACAGCCAGACGGACGACUGUCGCCGGCCUGACGGCACCACAGCUUCUGACUGCCAGGACAUGGCCAAAGACUGGCUGGUGCCAGAGAACAGUAGCAGUGGCUGCUUCGCUCAGCCUAGCCCUUCCCCCAGCACCACCCCGCAGACCCCGGUGUCCAGCCCACUGACCUCCACCCCAUGCCCCUCUGCACCUCUCUGUGAGCUGAUGCUGAGCCAGGUCUUCGCUGAGUGCCACAAGCUCGUCUCCCCAGAUGCCUUUUUCAGAACCUGUGUCAGUGACCACUGCAAUGCCAAUAUUACUGACACACUCUGUCAGAGCCUGGAGGCCUAUGCAGCGUUGUGCCGGGCCCAGGGUGUAUGUACCAACUGGCGCAAUGCCACCGGAGGGCUGUGUGACCUCGCCUGCCCACCCACUAAGGAGUACAGGCCUUGUGGACCCCUGCAUCCAGCAUCCUGCAGCCCCAGGACCCAGGACCUUUCAACCGGGAUGCUGGCAGAGGGCUGCUUCUGCCCUGACAAUCAGCUCCUCUUCAACUCACGCAUGGACAUCUGUGUGUCAGAGUGUCCCUGCGUGGGACCAGAUGGGCUACCCAAGUUUCCUGGAGAACACUGGAUCAGCAACUGUAAGGCCUGUGUGUGUGACCCCGGCUCUGUGUCAGUACAGUGUGAGCCAGUGAGGUGUGAGAGCCAGGAUAAACCCCCACAGUGCACAGAAGCUGGCUUUGUGACUGUGACCUGGCCCAGCACUGACAAUCCAUGCUGUCCUGAGACACUGUGCGUUUGCAAUUCAACCACCUGCCCCAAGAGUCUGUCCAAGUGUGAGCCAGGGUAUGAGCUGGUCCAGACCAAUGAGAAGGGCAGCUGCUGCCCCAACUCCACCUGCCGACCUAAGCUGUGUACAUACAAUGACACCAUUUAUGGGGUUGGUACAACCUUCCCAGGGGGUCCCUGCCAGACAUGCACCUGCCUCUCUGUGGACAACCAAGAACCAAAAGUGGAGUGUAAGGAGAUGCACUGUAGCACCUCUUGCCCCCAGGGCUUCAAGUACACGCUGGUGCCAGGGCAGUGCUGUGGGGAAUGUGUGCAGAAUGCCUGCCUCACAGCAGAGGGCCAUGUGGUACAGCCCAAUGAGACCUGGGUGAACAGCCCUGUGGACAACUGCACUGCAUACCACUGUUCGGCUGAGAAUGGAGUCCACGUGCUGAGCCCGAUCCCCACGUCUUGCCCUGAUGUAUCCAACUGUACGGGAACCCUAAGGAAAACGGGUUGCUGUUACUCCUGUGAAAAAGAGGACUCGAGUACCUGUCAAGUGCACGUGAACUCAACAAUUUUGCGGCAUAAGGGCUGUGAGACAGAGGUCAACAUUACCUUCUGCGAGGGUUCCUGCUCUGGAAGGUCCAAGUACUCCAUGGAGGCGCAGACCAUGGAGCGCCAGUGCACCUGCUGUCAGGAGAGCAAGGUCCACGAUGCAGCUGUAACUAUGCAGUGUCCCGAUGGUACAGUCAUCCAGCACACCUACACCUACAUCGAUGAGUGCAACUGCACCCCAGCCUGCAGCUCCCUGCCUGGGACUUCCAUGAACGCUUCCUAG